Messenger RNA from Alnus glutinosa, 1146 nucleotides. RefSeq lists its product as uncharacterized. Bases 18 to 893 code for a protein of 291 amino acids. The transcript has 4 exons. NCBI's taxonomy places the organism in Eukaryota, Viridiplantae, Streptophyta, Magnoliopsida, Fagales, Betulaceae. The record is from RefSeq and is a predicted model, not a curated record.
AGCAAAUAUAAGUCCAAAUGUACAACCUUUCCAAGCCAAACUUUGUGCUCGUGGUGUUGCGCGCUGCACCGCAGACACUAGCUGGCGAGUGGCGACAGUGGCGAGCAAUGCCAGGCCCAGGGCCGCACCUGAUGUACGCCAUGGGCUCGGGCCUGGCCCUCACGUCCGUCACCAACGGCCGCUUCAGCCCCCACCACACGCUCACCUACGCCCUCAACGCCUUCUUCGGCCCCGACAUCGGCUCCUUCUCCGAGUGGCUCGCCACCACCCUUGGCUUCGGCCGAACCUUGGCCUCCGAUCUAGCCGAUGUCAUCCACCACCCCUUUUACUACGUCCUGAUUCUUGGGCUCCCUUUGUGUUUUCUCUACUCUAGGGUCUCCAGGGCUUUGAUCCAAAAAGGGGUUCUCGAUUCAGUGUCUGGGGUGCCACUUACUAAGAAGCAAUGCUUAUUGUUGGUCUCGGCAGGUUCUUUAACGCACUUUUUCCUGGACCACUUGUUCGAGGAAAAUGGGCAUUCAACGAUGUAUAGUUGGAUAUUGAGCACUGGUUGGUGGGAGAGCCGAGCACCUAUCAAUCCAGAUGCCGUUGUUGUAGUCGGCUUCUUAUGCAUUUGCUUAAUUGGUGGCUUUAUUUACAUCAACAGAAUGAAGUCCUUAAAGUCCACCAGAAAACAAUCAUAUCAAUCAAUGAAACUUAUACUGAUCAUAGCAAGCCUGUACUGCUUAUGGUGUGCUAGUCAAUUAUACUGGGCAAAUCCUCGUCGGCCAGCAGUUGGUGAAGAGGCUGACCUUGGAGUUCUUGUCUUUUUAGCCACUUACUUUUUUCUCCCUCACUGUUUGUGUAUUUUGUCCAUGUACCCUAAAGAUCUUGAAAAAGAACAACUUCCCCUUUAAUGCUAUUUACAUAUGCCAACCUAAUUUAGUUGGACAAAUGCCUCGAGCCCAGGCAGCACUAAGAUUCAGGUUUGUGAAAUCUGUCAUAAAUCAAGAAGCAUCAGCUCCUUUACUCAAUUGAAAGGAUCUUCAUUGAUUUGUUAAGUUCUCUCAAACCUGUAUCAUUAUAUUGUUCUGUUGAAAGAUGAUAGAUCUGUUGUAAUUUCAAAACAACAUAUACUUGGAUUAUAAAUUGUAAGCCAUUUUGAUUAAA